CGUCCGCGCGCCGGGAGCCGAUGGCAGCGGUCGCGCGCGCGGCGCCGCCCGCGGCGCGCGCGCGCGCCGGCGGCGCGAGUCGACGCCGCCGCGCCGACGAGGACGCGUCGCGCCUCCGACCGAGAGGGCGCCCUCCUCGCCUCCGCGCGUUCACCGACGCCGUCGGCUCCGUCGAGCGUCGGCACGACCUCCUCCUCGCGCAGGCCGCGUUCAAGCGCGCGCGGCUGCCGCUCGCGAACGACGACGUCGCGACCGUGCGACCGAUGCGCGCGGCGGACGUGCGAGCGCUCACGGAGGUCAUGUCCGGCGCGUUCAAGGGGACCCCGGACGAGCGCCCGCGCGCGCGCGUGGCCAAGUACCUCCUCGAUCAGCUCGAGCCGAACCCGGAGGAGAUCUGCCUGGUCGCCGUGCUCGGCGACGACGACGACGACGACGACGCGCGCGGCGAGGAGGACGGCGACGCGUCCCCCCGCGCGACCGCGACGCCCGUGGCGAUCGCGUCGCUGUCGUUCACCGCGCGCGCGCGCGGCGACCCCGCGAACGGCGGCGCGCGAUCCGACGCCGGCGCCGGGUCGCUGCCCGUCCCGACGGACGCGCCCUACCUCUGCAACAUGGCCGUGGACGCGGCGCACCGACGGAAGGGCCUCGCCAGGGCGCUUCUCAGCGCGUGCGACGAUCUCGUCGUGGAGAUGGGCGGCGCGGACGUGUGGCUGCACGUCAGAGCGAACGACGCCGCGGCGACGGCGUUGUACGAGAGCGCCGGGUACGACGAGAUGAAGAGGGAGAGCGCGAUGCGCCGGUUCUUCAGCGCGGACGGCGGGGGGGUCGUGCUGAUGCGGAAGGAGCUCGUUCCGGGGGGGGUGAAUGCGAUAUUCGACGCGUGACGGGCGACGGGGGGGGGGGACCGCCGACGGUGUCGUCGAACGAAACGAAACGCGCGCCGGUUCGCCAGUCUAUCGAACGAAUCUAUAUCAUUUCUACC
Micromonas pusilla CCMP1545 is the source of this 982-nucleotide messenger RNA. RefSeq lists its product as uncharacterized. Gene Ontology annotation, molecular function: acyltransferase activity, transferring groups other than amino-acyl groups. Lineage: Eukaryota; Viridiplantae; Chlorophyta; Mamiellophyceae; Mamiellales; Mamiellaceae. Bases 21 to 884 code for a protein of 287 amino acids. The record is from RefSeq and is a predicted model, not a curated record. The transcript has a single exon.